GAAUCCAUGCAGCGGCUGACUGUACUGCCUCUUAAAUAGGAGCAAACAGACUCAUCGCUUGUGACUCUGACACCACUGAGACCAACGCUCCCUCUCCCGGACUGACGGGCCAAUCGCAGGACACCCCUCACUCUCUCAGUCGCUCUCUCUCUCUCUCUCUGAUUCUCUCUCUCGCAUUCAUUCCUUUGCUCUCCAUCUCUCUCUCUGUCUGUAGCUAAGUCUCUCUACCACACCUCGUCCAGUGCAGAGGAACAGAAAGCCCCCUGCCCAGCCCAGGGAUAGCCAGACCGCUGAGAGGAUGAAACUCUGACAAGCAGACAGACCGCAGGGAAACGAGCACAACUGCCCACAGAUAAUUGGUUGAAGGGAGAGUCCAGGAAGGUCAGCCAAGAAAGCAGCCGUAGGUGCCAGCGUGAAAUCUACAGCAACUACAAUUACUUCAACAGUGAGCGGCUGGAACAAGGUGAAUGACAGACGCUGCUUCCCACAGAGUGAUGCUGAGACUGGCUUAGGCUUGCAGCACCACUGAAGACUUACAUGGCACUAGACAAUGACUAUUAGCCCCAAGACCAGCGAACAGUGAUCUACUGACCUCUGAGACAGGUUGUAUCUGACAGAGAGAGGACCACCGCCACGCUCCAGCCCCGCUCCAACCCACUGGUUUGUUAGUAUCAACAGUGAGUGAAUCACCCAGCUUUGGCCCGUCCGGCGUUACCUGUACAUGGAGACCCCCAGUUGGGCAGGAAACACGUUGUGUAAAUCAGGAAGCAUUGCUGUCUUUGGGAACGUGGUGUACAGUGGGCUGCUCAACGAGCACCUCUGGCAUUUAGGAGUUCCCCUCUUCACGAGACUGGGUAACCAAGAGGCCACCAACCCCCCAGAAGCCAUGGCCCAGCCGUACACGACUGCCCAGUACCCGCCUCCCCCACAGAAUGGCAUCCCGGCCGAGUUUGCGGCACCCCACCCCCUCCCCACGCAGGACUACACCGGGCAGAACAGGGUGCCCGAGCAUGCCAUGACCCUCUACACCCCCACACAGACGCACAGUGAGCCGCCGGGCACCGACAACAACACGCCCGCCAUCACCGCCAACACGACUGUACCGACAGAUGACGUGACGCAAUCAGAGGUCUCCCUGCAGCUCCAGCUGCAGCUCUCGGACUCCUCGGAGAAGCAGCAGCCCAAGAGGUUACAUGUCUCCAACAUCCCCUUCCGCUUCCGUGACCCCGACCUGCGGCAAAUGUUUGGGCAAUUUGGAAAGAUUCUAGAUGUGGAGAUUAUCUUUAAUGAGCGAGGAUCCAAGGGCUUUGGGUUUGUAACUUUUGAAACGAGCACAGAUGCCGACCGUGCGCGGGAGAAACUAAACGGUACAAUCGUAGAGGGACGCAAAAUAGAGGUGAAUAAUGCAACAGCAAGAGUGAUGACAAACAAAAAAGUUGCCAAUCCGUACACAAAUGGCUGGAAGCUGAACCCUGUGGUGGGAGCUGUCUAUGGUCCUGAACUGUAUGCUGUAACAGGUUUCCCUUACCCGGCCACAGGGGCUACGGUGGCCUAUAGGGGUGCCCACUUGCGAGGCCGGGGGCGGGCUGUGUACAACACCUUCCGCACAGCACCUCCACCACCACCUAUUCCAGCCUAUGGAGCAGUGGUGUACCAGGAUGGCUUCUAUGGAGCAGAAAUCUAUGGGGGCUACGCUGCGUACCGAUACGCCCAGCCCACCACCGCUGCUGCCUACAGUGACAGCUAUGGCAGAGUCUAUGCAACAGCAGACCCCUACCACCACACAAUCGGCCCUGCCGCUACAUACAGUGUGGGGACCAUGGCUAGCCUAUACAGAGGAGGGUACAGUCGCUUCACUCCCUACUAACAGAAAGAAAAGAGAGAAAGACAGAGACAUUACCCCCCAACAAACAAAAAUCAAACCAAUUAACAAACAAGCAAACACCUCAUCCUUCGUGGAGCGCUAAAUCAAACUAAAAGCUUCCAGGUUACCAAUGCUGACCCCUCCCCCUGACACCCGCCCUCCCGCUACAGACGAUUUCUACAACCUUGUUGAUGUCAUCAUUGGUCUGCUCCUAUGAUUUGUUUUGUAUUCAUUUUGUGCUUUGGAUUGAUUUCGGAGAAGUUAUGUUCUGCACAUGUGACUGCUGUAGAUGGGUGCUGUGUCACCAUAUCCAAUGUGUGCCUACUGUAGUACGCAUGAUGCAUGAUCAGAGGGGUGUGUUUCUGCAGUGACCGUCAGAUGGAUGACAAUCUAGUGGGGCAUUAGAUACACUGUUAUUUAGCCUAUUCUUCAAUUGGAAUUCAAUGAAAUUCAAGCAGGAAACAAAAUAUUGUAUUCCAAUUAGCAUUAGAAAUACAUAAUGAUAAUAAUAACAAAGAUGAUGCACAUGCCCUGCUAAUUCUUCUUUCACAAGACGCCACUGUCAACUGUAUGAUUGCUCUGUAUUGUUGGAGUGUCCUAAUGCACUUGAGUCCUAACAGUGAUGUGGUGUGACAGCAUGCAGAGUGAGGGCCAUUGCACCACAGUGAGGGGUCAGAGUUCACCUGGGGUUGAGACUGGGCUAACUCUCGCUAACGUGGUGGCACUCUAGGCUAAAGGACUUAGGAUUGUGAAGGAUUCAAUGUCUUUGUUGAUUUCACAUUCUUUCCACACUGAUUUGCAUGUUCACGUAUAAUUAACUGAAGUGUACAGUGCAUUCAGAAAAUAUUCAGACCCCUUGACUUUUUCCACAUUUUGUUACGUCACAGCCUUAUUCUAAAAUGUAUUAAAUUGUUUCCCCCCCUCAUCAGUCAACACACAGUACCCCAUAAUGACAAAGCAAAAACAUUUUUUUUCUUAUUUCUUGAAAAUCUAUGUAAAAUAAAACAGAAAUAUCACAUUUACAUAAGUAUUCAGACCCUUUACAAAGUACUUUGUUGAAGCACCUUUGGUAGCAAUUACAGCCUCGAGUCUUCUUGAUUAUGACGCUGCAAGCUUGGCACACCUGUAUUUGGGGAGUUUCUCCCAUUCCUCUCUGCAGAUCCUCUCAAGCUCUGUCAGGUUGGAUGUGGAGCGUUACUGCUCAGCUAUUUUCAGAUCUCUCCAGAGAUGUUCGAUCGGGUUCAGGUCCGGUCUCUGGUUGGGCCACUCAAGGAGAUUCAGAGACUUGUCCCGAAGCCACUUCUGGGUUAUCUUGGCUGUGUGCUUAGGGUUGUUGUCCUGUUGGAAGGUGAACCUUCGCCCCAGUCUGCGGUCCUGAACGCUCUGGAGCAGGUUUUCAUCAAGGAUCUCUCUGUACUUUGCUCUGUUCAUAUUUGCCUCGAUCCUGACUAGUCUCCCAGGUCCCUGUCGCUGAAAAACAUCCCCACAGCCUGAUGCUGCCACCACCAUGCUUCACCAUAGGGAUGGUGCCAGGUUUCCUCCAGAUGUGAUGCUUGGCAUUCAGGCCAAAAAGUUCAAUCUUGAUUUCAUCAGACCAGAGAAUUUUGUUUCUCAUGGUCUGAGAGUCUUCAGGUGCCUUUUGGCAAACUCCAAGCGGACUGUCAUGUGCCUUUUACUGAGGAGUGGCUUCCAUCUGGUCACUACCACAAAGGCCUGAUUGGUGGAGUGCUGCAGAGAUGGUUGUCGUUCUGGGAGAUUCUCCCAUCUCCACAGAGGAACUCUAGAGCUCUGUCAGAGUGACCAUCGGGUUCUUGCUCACCUCACCUUGGUUUUCCCCCGAUUGCUCAUUUUGGCCGGGCGGCCAGAUCUAGGAAGAGUCUUGGUGGUUCCAAACGUCUUUCAUUUAAGAAUGGUGGAGGCCACUGUGUUCUUGGGGACCUUCAAUGCUGCAGACAUGUUUUGGUACCCUUCCCCAGAUCUGUGCCUCGACACAAUCCUGGCUCUACAGACAAUUAUUUUGACCUCAUCGCUUGGUUUUUACUCUGCCAUGCUGUGGGACCUUAUAUAGACAGGUGUAUGGCUUUCCAAAUCAUGUUCAAUUAAUUGAAAAUACCACAGGUGGACUCCAAGUUGUAAAUACAUCUCAAGGAUGUUCAAUGGAAACAGGAUGCACCUGAGCUCAAUUUAGAGUCUCAUAGCAAAGGGUCUGAAUACUUCUAAAUAAGGUAUUUCUGUUUUUUAUUUUAAAUAAAAAACCUCUUUUCACUUUGUCAUUAUGGGGUAUAGUGUAGAUUGCUGAAGAAAAAAACAUAUUUAAUCAGUUUUAGAAUAAAGCUGUAGCAAAAAGUCAAGUUGUCUGAAUGCUUCCCGAAGGCACUGUAUGUGACGUUUAGAGGUGGGUAAUCAUUAUUUUUAGUAUGCUACGCUAUCGACUCAUCUAUGAAGUACUGUAGUGCAAUUCCUGAUAACUAUUCACUUUUCAGUAUUGCACAAAGCAUUCUGUACCUCAGGAUAAACCACUACAAGUGAUUUGAUCUGACAACUAAUUUUAUCAGUAGAAUGCUUGUCUGUUUAUUGAAGAUUUUCUUGACAAAGUCAGCGUUUGACUUGGGCAGAAGCUUACCAGAGCUGUGCACCUGCACCUCAGAUUUUCUACUGCUUGAGCUCCUGCACCUAAAUAUAAACAGUACCAGCACCCAAAAUGACUAGCAUAAGUCAAGCAUACCCACCAAACACUACCAGUGGGUUCCCCCACUUUACAAUGACAGAGCAUUGACUUAUUGGUUUAUUUUGCCUAAAUCUCUCUGGAAGAGCUGAAUUACUAGAGCAGGUACAGUGAGAGAUUAUAUAAUUUCCAUUAUGAGGAGAGAAAUGGACUGUGAACAUGAUUGCAUCAUAUUCCACUUUCAGGAGAAAAUACCUUGUUCCAUACAGCUCUAGGAAGAGUCUUUGUGGUUCCAAACUCCUUCCAUUUAUGUAUUAUAACACCUGCGUGUUGUCAUACCAUGUUAAUGUACUCGAGUACACGUCUUCAACUCAGUAGUUACCCCAUAUGAACUCUUGAGAAAAUGGGAACAUUUCAAAUAAACUAUUUUGUAAGUAGAUCAAGCCAAGAGACAUGAUAUAUAGAUCCGAAUACAAGUAUGGAAAUCUAUAAUUACUCAACUAUUCGUAUAAUAAUAUAAUUUACGUAUGUAUUCUCUUAAGUGUUAUCUGUUUGUUAGACUUUAUUUGUGUAUUUGGAUCAUUUUGUAGAUGUGACAUGUUUAUAAAGACAUCAUAUAUGAGCAGUUAUGAUUAGUCAACAUGUUGAACAUGAUAUAGAUUAAUGUUGUAUACCAAAAUAACAUAUCAUCACUUGAUCAAAGAAAAGCAUAAAACAUUGUUCUUCCUUUUAUAUAUCAAUAUUUAGGGUCCUACCAUGGGGGUCCUACCAUGGGGGUCCUACCAUGGGGGUCCUACCAUGGGGGCUUUUAUAUUAUUCAAAAAAGCUUCAGACAUUGUUAUUAAUGUAUUUGUAGGUGUUUUUGAUUAAAUUACUCUGUGUGUGUGUGUGUGUGUGUGUGUGUGUGUGUGUGUGUGUGUGUGUGUGUGUGUGUGUGUGUGUGUGUGUGUGUGUGUGUGUGUGUGUGUGUGUGUGUGUGUGUGUGUGUGUGUGUGUGUGGAUAGUAGGGUUGACACAACCCAUUUUAAAUGACUUUCCUCCCCAUCCACUUUCAUUGCGCCAGUAUAAAACUGAGUGCUGCUCUGAGCGCCAGUUGAACUUACACAGAGAAUCCCCCAAGAACAACGGCUCAGUGAAGCCAAGUUCCACUGUUUCUUCAACUCAAUUAGCGUCUACGUUUUAAGCAGUGGAAGUCUGCUGUUUGAACACAUGGGCUUCAGACAGCUCCACACAAAAUAUAUAUAUUAUAAAAGAGACAGCUCCACACAAAAUAUAUAUAUUAUAAAAGAGACAGCUCCACACAAAAUAUAUAUAUUAUAAAAGAGACAGCUCCACACGCAUACACUGAGCGGCAAGGAAAAUACUCCCCUCUGCCUUGGUCAAAGAGAACCUCAUGGCUUUGAAUUCUCCCUCUCACUGCCUACCAAUUCCUAAUGAUGCCCGUCAUUACAGCUGUUGUUUCAAAAUCCUAUUUAGCAGACGGCUACUUCUACACUGAACUUAAUUGGAGAGAGAAACUUAGUAAUUACUAUAGUACCAGUUGAUCCGCUUGAAAGGAAAUAGACUAUUUGAAUCCCCCUGUUCAGUUUGGGUGCAGAUAAGUCAUAAAUGAGUUGAGUAGGAAAGCCACAGUGUCAGAGACUGAGAGCAGACAUCUUAAUGAAGGCUGCUCUUCUGAAGCUAUCGUUUAGCAAAUACACUGGAGGCCAUAGUGUGACGAAUAGUAAUUCAUGUUUUUCACUGGCUGUGUGUUUUUGAGGUUUGCCAACUUCUUUCCUCUAGUCUAGACAUCCUGAAAUCUCUCUCCAUGACAACUCUUUGCCUCAAUAAAUCACUUCAUAAGUCCUAACUCAUUGAUAACCUUGAUACAGUAAAACAGAAUCUUCCACUUUAAGCACACACUCAUUUCCUGUCUGCACGUGAACCCGCCUGAUAAGAUGCUAGCUCCUAUGAGAGGAACAUCAAUGCCCAGGAGGGGUGUUAGCCGCCAUGCCUCACCACCACAAAUUAGAGCAGGCUAAUCAGCCACUAUCAAUCACUGUAUCGCUAGCUUCACUUACAGGCCAUUCCUACACUACAUCUUCACCAUAGCAAUGUGCAGAUCUCAGUCUACCAGCAGCUACAUUUCACAGUUAAAAAAGAAAGUCAGCCUAGAACACACCUUUUCAUUGACAUCCUCUACUUUCAGGGUUACUCGGGGUCUGUUUUAUUCAUGAGGACAUUGCAGUGAUGUCAUGUUUUUACUUGGAUGGGUUUGAGUGUUGUCAGUUAAAGUUGUAAUAUGUCCAUACAACUCUUUAUAACUCCGUACAACCCUUUAUAAUCAAUGUAUUCAUUGUUACACUGUUAAAAUGUCAAAUUAUCAAGGCUUCAUAUAACAUAUAAAUAGCUAAUAUAUAUUGUGUCUUAUUAUAUUUUGCUAAAUAUUAAAAAUGUGUAUCUAUAGUGUAGAGGCUGAAAGGUUUUCCAGUUUUAUAAUAUCCUCUAUCCCAUCUACAUUUGUUUUUCGUAGCUAGCUACAUUAUUAAAAACACUCAAUGAAGGUGUUAAACCACAAGCCCAGGCAUAUACAGUCUGCUCACAGUUAAACAUGUUUAUUUGUGUCAAUUGAACACACAGUUUGUUAAUUCAUUAUGAUGUAUUUACUAUUCUAGUCAGUAAGCCUUGAUAAGCUGACUGUUUAAUGUCUUUGUCCAUUCAAAAGAUUUGUAGAAAAAAAGGGAAACAAGCAAAACAGUUUCACUUCCUGUAAAAUAUAUACAUGUAUAUACACAUAUAUUACAGUGGUAUAUUAUAGUGGUUUUAUCUGUGUCUUUUCAAUUCAGCUGAACUUGUUCUAUGAAUUGUACAGUAUGUCCUUUCUAAAAAAAGUCUAUAUGGUCUGAAAGGUGUAAGUAAUUGGCUUUUGAUUUAUUGGUACAGUAUAUUACAUUUCCUUUGUCUUCUUUCAUCAAUGACUUAGUUGUUAGUAUAUGUGACAUAUCUAAGCAACCUCUGAUUGUUUUGAGUGUCAGAAUAAAGCAGUUCUGAGAGCA
This is a messenger RNA of Oncorhynchus keta (chum salmon), 7564 nucleotides long. Its product is annotated as RNA binding protein fox-1 homolog 3-like. Gene Ontology annotation, molecular function: mRNA binding. Lineage: Eukaryota; Metazoa; Chordata; Actinopteri; Salmoniformes; Salmonidae. The transcript is spliced from 17 exons. Gene Ontology annotation, biological process: nervous system development; regulation of alternative mRNA splicing, via spliceosome. The coding region runs from base 722 to 1867 and encodes 381 amino acids. Gene Ontology annotation, cellular component: cytoplasm; nucleus. The record is from RefSeq and is a predicted model, not a curated record.